GAACUGGGUUCGAUGAUUAGUUCCCAGUCGAUUGACUUACAUCUUAGACUUCGUGCCUUGUGCAAUCCGCCUCCAGUUUCUGCCAUUUUUCGGGAUGACAAUGCGUGCAAUUAUCUACAGAGGUGAAAUCUAAGACAAAUUUAAGUAUAAUGCCAGAGAAUCACCGACUCCCCCUUAUUGACGUGCUUUUAAAAGGCCUAAAACUCGCAGAUUAUCGCGAUUAUCGUCAAAUUGAAACUGGCAGAUGAGUACGAAUAAGGGGAUUCCCCGAAGCCAAGAGGGAAUCGAAAAUUUAAAGUGACUGUCAGUGGUGGGCAUGUCCUUUGUGGUGAUAAUUCACGAAUGUAUGUCACACACAGAACAGGUCCAACAAGGUAUCACACUUUGUCAUCAAAAUCAACAAUUGCUGAAAUUACUGGUCCAGACCAGUUGAUAUCAUCAAUACCUUACACUGUGUACUCUCAACUCAGUGCACUGUUGACAAGGGACCACAUAAACAUUGCAGCUAGACUGUUCAACUUGACUCUAGAAGAGGCAAUGUUGCUAAGAGACAAUGCAGACCAUGCGUGGCAAAGAAUGGAUGCAAUUUUCCAACUGAUGAAGGAACGCAACUUGAAUCUUGGCCAUCUUGUGGAAGUGUUGAUGGAAAUGAAGAGAUAUGAUGCCCUUAGUGUCCUCAUUAAAGCUGGCUAUCCUGACCAUCCAAAUCUUUAUCCAAGUGUUUCAGAGGAGGAGAGCAUUGAAGAAGUAACUGAUAACCCUACUUUGUCGAGUUCAGAAAGCAGUCCCGUGAACCCUUCACAUCUUGAAGACAGAACAAAUUCUAAAGACUGAGCUCAGCUUCAUUGUUAAUCACUAAUAGACAACUACCCUUCUUAAGUAGAAGCAAAGUUUCUCCAUCUUCAGCCUCCUUUCCAAGGCUUCUGUUGACACAACUGGAAUAUUUAUCUAUCUUAUUUAUUUCUUUUGUUUAAUUAUUGGUCACGAAAUAUGUCAUAAAAGUUUAUUUAUCAAUAUUUACAUUUUGAUUUCAGUUUUGAUUGCUAUUUAAAGACAGAUUUUGACAUUGUA
Molecule: messenger RNA, 1071 nt
Organism: Stylophora pistillata
Lineage: Eukaryota; Metazoa; Cnidaria; Anthozoa; Scleractinia; Pocilloporidae
Source: RefSeq, a predicted model, not a curated record